Molecule: messenger RNA, 894 nt
Organism: Aspergillus melleus
Lineage: Eukaryota; Fungi; Ascomycota; Eurotiomycetes; Eurotiales; Aspergillaceae
Exons: 1
Coding region: 1-894 (297 amino acids)
Source: RefSeq, a predicted model, not a curated record
AUGCCUCUUCAACUUCCCAAGUAUCAUUACAAGAAGGAAGAUGGUUUAGUUAAGCCUGCGACCGAUGUUUCACAUAUCCUUCGAUCGAAUGGCGUUCCUUGCGUCUUAUAUGGGAUCGGACGGUACCUGGAACUGCUAGGACGAGAAGAAGGGGAAAAUAAGGACGUUGAAUUUCUCAUUCCGGAUGAGUAUAUGGAUAAAGCGAUUGAGGUGCUGCGCGCCUUGGGGCCCGACGACACCCAGAUUGACGAGACCCAGGAGGAGUUGGAUUACGAGAGCCUAAAGACAUUUUUAUGCUGUAACCGCCAACCUAAUUACAGAUUUUGGUAUCGAGGCACCGCUCAAGAUAAAGAGACGGGACAUGACCACCUCCUGCACAUCGGUCUAUUUUUGCAGUCUCAAUAUCUAUGGUGGUUGCCAUCCAAUUCAAUCCUGCUAGCGGAUAAGGGCUAUUAUGGGUCCCAAUACAUGCUGGCAAGUGAUCCUGGGCUGCCCGGUUACCCACCGUACCGUCAAACCCGCUUCAGCCCGAUAGACCCGCCGGUCCUAAUGCUGACUCCUACUGCCUAUGUGGAAUCUCUCAUCUAUCAACAUGCCCGAGACAGUGAGCUGUUGGGCCCAGAUGCCGACCUAUCGUCCGCAAAGUCCAACUGUGUCUUGCCAUGGAUCCACGAGUCGGUCCCGCUUCUUAAAGAUGACCCCCUCCUGGAUAUCACCAAUUUCGAUCGCUUCGAUGAAUAUAUCAAGCCGUUGUGGAUGUGUUACAAUGCUGCGACUGAAGCGGAAGAUUACGAUGAGUAUCACAAGCGUACAAAGAGGUUGGGCAAAAAGCUCGCUAAAGAGGGAAAGCUCCCAAAGAUGCCGGAGUCAUGGACCUACAAACCAGGAUUCUAG